Molecule: messenger RNA, 2427 nt
Organism: Oldenlandia corymbosa var. corymbosa
Lineage: Eukaryota; Viridiplantae; Streptophyta; Magnoliopsida; Gentianales; Rubiaceae
Source: the annotation of a GenBank genome assembly
AUGGAUCUUCUUCGGUCGGAGGCGAUGCAGUUGGCGCGGUUAAUCAUACCGAUGGAAUCCGCUCAUCGCACUAUAUCAUAUCUCGGUGAUCUAGGCCUUUUCCAGUUCAAAGACCUGAAUACUGAGAAGAGCCCAUUCCAAAGGACCUAUGCUGCUCAGAUCAAAAGAUGUGCAGAAAUGACACGCAAGCUUCGCUUUUUUAAAGAACAUAUGACAAAAGCUGGCAUUUUACCUUCAUCGAGAUCUACUCUUGCUACAGUUGUUAAUAUGGAUGACCUAGAGGUAAAACUUGGAGAACUUGAAAGCGAGUUAAUAGAGGUGAAUGCAAAUAAUGAAAAGCUACAACGAUCAUACAAUGAGCUUCUGGAGUAUAAGCUUGUAAUGCAGAAGGCCGGUGAAUUUUUCCAUUCUGCACAAAACAGUGCAGCAGCCCUGCAUCAGGAAAAUGGAUCACAGAUUCUUGGAGAGGGGUCAAUUGACAGCCCUCUUUUACUUGAGCAAGAAAUGUCUAUGGAUCCUGCAAAACAAGUUAGGCUGGGUUUUGUAAGUGGUCUCAUUAGCAGGGAAAAGUCGUUGGCCUUUGAGCGAAUUUUAUUUCGUGCAACUCGCGGCAAUGUCUUUCUCAAGCAAGUCGUUGUGGAAGAUCCUGUCAUUGAUCCUCUUUCUGGAGAUAAGAUGGAGAAAAACGUAUUCCUUGUGUUCUACUCUGGGGAGAGGGCCAAGUCAAAAAUACUUAAAAUAUGUGAUGCAUUUGGAGCCAACCGGUAUCCAUUCACUGAUGAUUUAGGCAAACAGUAUCAGAUGAUAACAGAGGUUUCUGGUAAGCUCUCAGAGUUGAAGAUAACCAUAGAUGCUGGACAGCUGCACCGAUUUAAUAUUUUACAGGCUAUCAGUUUUGAGUUUGAGCAAUGGAACCGUUUGGUGAAAAAGGAGAAGUCAGUUUAUCACACUUUAAAUAUGCUGAAUUUUGACGUGACAAAAAAGUGCCUAGUUGGAGAAGGAUGGUGUCCUGUCUCUGCCACAGAUCAGAUAAAAAGCUGUCUGCAGAGGGCCUCUUUGGAUAGUAACUCGCUAGUUGGAGCCAUAUUUCAGGUCUUGGAAACCCAGGAAUCACCGCCUACAUAUUUUCGCACAAACAAAUAUACUUCUGCUUUCCAGGAAAUUGUUGAUGCAUAUGGAGUGGCAAAAUAUCAGGAAGCAAAUCCAGCCGUUUUCACUAUCGUAACAUUUCCCUUUCUAUUUGCUGUUAUGUUUGGAGACUGGGGCCACGGAAUAUGCUUGUUUAUUGCUACCUUGUUUCUCAUAUUAAGGGAAAAGAAAUUGUCCAGCCAGAAGCUUGGGGAUAUUAUGGAGAUGGCUUUUGGUGGUCGUUAUGUUAUCAUGAUGAUGGCACUGUUCUCAAUAUAUACAGGUCUUGUAUAUAAUGAGUUUUUCUCCGUGCCUUUUGAAAUAUUUGGACGAUCUUCUUAUGCUUGCCGAGAUUCAUCGUGCAGGGAUGCUUCUACAGCAGGCUUGAUUAAGGUGCAUGGAACCUACCCUUUCGGUCUUGAUCCUAAAUGGCAUGGUACCCGAAGUGAGCUUCCAUUUCUCAAUUCCUUGAAGAUGAAGAUGUCAAUUUUACUUGGUGUUGCUCAGAUGAAUCUUGGAAUAAUUUUAAGUUAUGCCAACGCAAAGUUCUUUAAGAAUGAUAUAAACAUCCGGUACCAAUUUGUUCCCCAAAUGAUAUUUUUGAAUGGCCUGUUUGGCUAUCUGUCACUUCUCAUUGUCGUUAAAUGGUGCACUGGCUCUCAAGCUGAUCUUUAUCAUGUAAUGAUAUAUAUGUUCUUAAGUCCUACUGCUGAUCUGGGUGAAAAUCAGCUAUUUUUUGGCCAGAAGUUCCUCCAGCUUUUGUUGCUAUUUCUGGCACUUGUUGCUGUUCCUUGGAUGCUAUUUCCAAAGCCUUUUCUUUUGAAGAAACAGCAUGAGGAAAGACACCGUGGUCAAUUGUACGAGCCCCUUCAUAGCACCGAUGACUCGUUUGAAUUGGAAGUAGAUAGUGAUUCUCAUGGGCACGAGGAAUUUGAGUUCAGUGAAGUUUUUGUGCAUCAAUUAAUCCAUACCAUAGAGUUUGUCCUUGGAGCAGUCUCUAAUACAGCUUCAUAUCUUCGCCUGUGGGCACUCAGCCUUGCACAUUCUGAACUUUCCAGUGUAUUUUAUGAGAAGGUUCUGAUUCUUGCUUACGGGUUCAACAACAUCAUUAUUCUCAUUAUUGGCAUAGUUGUGUUUAUAUGUGCUACUGUUGGCGUAUUGCUGGUGAUGGAGACCCUAAGUGCUUUCCUCCACGCCUUACGACUUCACUGGGUGGAAUUUCAGAACAAGUUUUACGAGGGAGAUGGUUACAAGUUUUCUCCAUUCUCAUUUGCUUUAAUCAGUGAAGAUGAAGAAUGA